This is a messenger RNA of Malus domestica (apple), 544 nucleotides long. RefSeq lists its product as uncharacterized. NCBI's taxonomy places the organism in Eukaryota, Viridiplantae, Streptophyta, Magnoliopsida, Rosales, Rosaceae. The record is from RefSeq and is a predicted model, not a curated record.
AUAUAUACAACCUAGGAUUAAAUACAUUGAAAGCAAAGUCUCAAGUUCCUAAAAUGGUUUGCUUUUGUUUCCUGGUAGACCAGAGGAGGAAGGUGUGGCGGAGCAAGCCGGUGGCUGGGACAUGUUCAAGAUGUGGGUGUGGAGCAAGCGUCGCUGAUAUAAAGACUUCGACUAGGUUUUGCUAUAUUCCAGUUUACUGGAAAUCUUGGAAAGCAAUCAUGUGUACUUUUUGUGGAGCCAUUCUCAAAUAUUAUAGAUAAAAUUUCUGCAGAUAUAUGUGUGUGUAUAUAGUUAGCUCCACAGAAUAUUUUGGUGUGAUGAGUAAAGGUGUAUGGAACUGUAACUAUAGGCGGCUUUCUGUUGGUUAGUCAUGGAGUGGAAUAUGGAGACGAGGAUUUUACUCUAAGUUUAUAAAUUUUACUCUGUUGAGAAAGUAUUGAAAAGAAGUGGAUAAUUAAUUAUAAUUAACUCCAAUUACUAUGAACUGGUUGUUAAGUUUUAGUUUGUAUUUUAACAACUAUUAUUUUAAUAUUUUCCUUCUUCC